CUCCCAUAGAAAAUGGCAGCCUCCAUGAACAGAAUUUGUUAAGGAGUAAGUUAUAAUGGAAAUUGCUUCAGACAAAGUUUUGCCAUAUUUAACACAAGUAGAACAGGUUGCAGAAGAAAUUUUGGCUGACAAACAUCAGAUGGUUGAUUUGGAUAGGAGACGACAAAAAACAAGGGAGGCUCUUAGGGUUCUACAGAAAGACAAAACCACCGAAAAGAAUUGGGUUUGUUUUGGGAACCAGUUUAUAAAGCUUCCAAAGAAAGAUACAAAGAAGCUUUUAGAUCAAGAUUUUGAAGAACUUGACAAUCAGAUAAAUGAUUUAAGAAGGGAAUUGAAGCCUAAAGUCAGUAAAUUACGUGAUAUGGAGAAAAAGGAGGAUAUAAAAGGAUUUAACCUCAAUCCACUGUCAAAGGAGGAAAUGAAAUCAGUAGAAGAACUUAUUUGAUGAAUUGGAAUAGAGCAUGUGUACUAAUUUGCAGGAAAUUUGAAGUUGCAAGUUAAUGGAAAUAUCAAAAAGAGGUGGACAGAGUGAACAAAAAACAUAUAUGGUUCAAUGAUUGGCGCUCCAUCAAAUCAUAAUUACUCACUACUGAACAAAUUUGUCUGUCUUACAGCAAUAAUCAGUUAUAUAUCUUUUUUUCAAUUUUUUGCUGUCAAUUGAUGGGUUAUAAAGGGACUUGGUUAGCUAAAUACGAUUCCAUAUAUAAUUUUUAUCUGAUAGAAUUCCAACAUUCAUUGAAAUUGAUUUAACUACUGAACUGACUAGGCCAUCUUCCUUGUGAUAUGGGAUUAUCAGUAAUUAAAUGAUAAUGGUAGUCCAUCGAACUGUGACAGAAAUUAAUGAACGUUUGUUAUUUUAUUUCAUUAUUUAUCACUUUGUUAGGAAAAUUAAAGAUAAUAAAAACCUA
Molecule: messenger RNA, 908 nt
Organism: Mytilus californianus (California mussel)
Lineage: Eukaryota; Metazoa; Mollusca; Bivalvia; Mytilida; Mytilidae
Product: p53 and DNA damage-regulated protein 1-like
Exons: 4
Coding region: 56-445 (129 amino acids)
Source: RefSeq, a predicted model, not a curated record